GACUUUUCCGGUCGCGCCGGUGUCUGGAAGCCGUCGGUCAUUUCCCCCCCUGUUUGUUUGUUUGUAACGAUACUUUACUUUCUAUUCAGUUCGUGUCGCGGGUCAUUUCCCCACUCCUGCAUCAGAACUGCUUCAACCCGCGUCUCGUUGACCGACGUUUGGAGUUGAAUCUCUCCCAAAGUGAAGCUUGUGAGGAGUUGGUGACGGUGACGACGCCAGAGGAGAGAAGCAGAAGAAGAGAGGAAGCAGAAGAAGGGAGGAAGCAGAAGAAGGGAGGAAGGAGGGGGCGGCUAGUGAUGAUUUGAGCAGCUGACAGUUGGGAGUAGUAUAAGAGCGUGCGCUACAAUGUGGACUGAUAAGCACAGAGGAAUCAGAGUUUCUAAGGAGGAGCUGCUCUGCAAGAACGCUUGUGGGUAUUAUGGAAACCCUGCGUGGCAGGGCCUCUGCUCCAAGUGCUGGAGAGAGAGGGCACGUCCAGCUGGAGCCCAGAGACAAGACACCAGACCGAGAAGUGAUGGGAGUCCUCUCACCUUCUCCAAAUUUGAGGAGAAGAAGAACAUUGAGAAAGGUCAUCGGAUUAACACGAUGAAGAGACUCUUCUGGGGAAGCCCAUCACCCCCAAAACCCCAAGAGUCUCCUGAAAGCAAAAGAAAUGCGCUCAAAGCCUAUCAGAGCCUUGAGCCCGGCGACUUCACCGGUUUCCUAAAAAUACUACGGAGCCCUUCCUCCCAGCGCUUGCAGUCCCGAUGCACAGCUUUUCUCAACACAGUCGAGGCUUACCAUGAUCUGCCGGUACAAAAACAGUCUGACCUUGUGCAGGAUUUCUACCAGUCUUUUGCUGAAUAUUUUAGCAGCUUUUCCGAGGCUCAGGUCACUCAGAUAAUGGAGCAUGUAGAGAAGUUAAUAAUGACACGGUUGCACAAAUGGGUUUUCUGCCACGACAGCUGCGAUGAUGAACUAAAGGACCUGGCUCUCCAGAGAAGGAUACGCUCCUUGAACUGGGUUACGCCGCAGAUGCUCAGCGUUCCUUUUCCAGAUAAAAAGACUGCGGUCACAAGCGACCCCUUUCUGCCUGCUAUAACAGCCAUAAUUGAAAUGGAUGCCAAACGAGCGCCACAGGACAAACUUGCCUGUGUGUCCAAAUGCAGUCAGCACGUCUUCGAGGCACUCUCCAACUCGAACAGUGAACCCGCAAAUGCUGAUGACUUCCUCUCAGGGCUGAUUUAUGUGGUGCUGAAGGCCAAUCCCCCCCGGCUUCACUCCAACAUGCAAUACGUGAUCCGGUUUGGCCUCCCGCAUAGUCUGAUGGCUGGAGAGAGCGGCUACUAUUUCACAAAUUUGUCUUGUGCUGUGGCCUUCAUUGAAAAGUUGGAUGGACCAGCACUAAACCUCAGUCCAGAAGAGUUUGAGGGCUACAUGCUGAAUCAGCGCGCUCCCUCUGGAAGAAACAAGAGGCAGCAGACUGCCGGUGACACACAGCACCUGUUAGAGGAGCUGACAGGCAGACAGGAGAAGCUGCACCAGGGGAUGGAUACUCUCAACGUGCAGCUACAAAAGUGGGUGCAAGCAGUUCAUUCACAACUGGAUGAGGCAACAGCACAAUUCUCUCUGGUACAGAAGGAGAUGACAGCUCAGGCUGAGCUCUCGCAUGUUUUUUCACCCUCAUCUCAUGAUGUAUCGCCUCAAGGGGACGACAAAGAGCAGCUGCUGCAGGAGCUUACAGAUCAAAAUGCAGGUCCUCAAGAUAUCGACUGUUAGCAAUGGUUACAAAAACACCUAAUAUCGCGCUUAAUCAUCAGCACUAAUUUGUGUAGUUAAAAAAACAUUUAUAUUCAAAUGCCAAUUUGCACAGGUUUCGACUGUAGAAAGAUAGGAUUUGUAGACUAGCUGAUCAUGAAGGAAAACUUUGUGAAGGAAACUUUUUUGCAUUAGGUAUCAUGGGGCACAGUUUUUUAGUGAUUUGUAUUUGUACACUGGAAGGAUGAAGGCCAUUAAAAUACAUUCCAUUUUGAAGUAACCACUCAGGGUACACAGUACUUGGGGAUAUCACCUAACACUUGUUUAAUAUUCACUGGUUUCUAAUGUUGUACACCAAUGUGCCUAUAUGUAAACUGUUGUGAAAUUUUAAAAAUGUGACAGAAAAAGAUAAAUGUUAGCUGGAAGUUGUGGACCACUAGUCAGAGGGUGUUUUUGAACAAACCAUGUUUUGAAUAGGAUGCAUUCAUGGUUUGAAGAUGAAAAAAGUGUUGUUUCUAGCUGUUAAAAGGUGUUUGGAAAAAAAAAUGAAGGGGUUUAUGUUAUGAUUGACAAUUAAAUCCAAAAUUAGAAUAAAGUUAUAUAAUAAAAAGGUUUUGAAAGA
Messenger RNA from Scophthalmus maximus (turbot), 2359 nucleotides. Its product is annotated as rab5 GDP/GTP exchange factor. Gene Ontology annotation, biological process: vesicle-mediated transport. NCBI's taxonomy places the organism in Eukaryota, Metazoa, Chordata, Actinopteri, Pleuronectiformes, Scophthalmidae. The record is from RefSeq and is a predicted model, not a curated record. The coding region runs from base 346 to 1758 and encodes 470 amino acids. Gene Ontology annotation, cellular component: endocytic vesicle; cytosol. The transcript is spliced from 9 exons. Gene Ontology annotation, molecular function: guanyl-nucleotide exchange factor activity; zinc ion binding; DNA binding.